This is a messenger RNA of Fukomys damarensis (Damara mole-rat), 5152 nucleotides long. It is a transcript of the gene Myh14, whose product is annotated as myosin heavy chain 14. Gene Ontology annotation, molecular function: protein binding; cytoskeletal motor activity; ATP binding. The transcript is spliced from 39 exons. The record is from RefSeq and is a predicted model, not a curated record. NCBI's taxonomy places the organism in Eukaryota, Metazoa, Chordata, Mammalia, Rodentia, Bathyergidae. The annotation marks the transcript as partial. Gene Ontology annotation, cellular component: myosin complex.
UGAGGAGGCGGAGGUGGAACUGGCGGAGAGCGGGCGGCGGCUGUGGCUGCCGCGGGACCAGGUCCAGCGCAUGAACCCGCCCAAGUUCAGCAAGGCCGAGGACAUGGCCGAGCUCACCUGCCUGAACGAGGCCUCGGUGCUGCACAACCUCCGUGAGCGCUACUACUCCGGCCUCAUCUACACCUACUCCGGCCUGUUCUGUGUGGUCAUCAACCCCUACAAGCAGCUGCCCAUCUACACGGAGGCCAUUGUGGAGAUGUACCGGGGUAAGAAGCGCCACGAGGUACCACCCCACGUGUAUGCGGUGACCGAGGGGGCCUACAGGAGCAUGCUUCAAGACCGUGAGGACCAGUCCAUCCUCUGCACCGGGGAGUCUGGAGCUGGGAAGACGGAAAACACCAAGAAGGUCAUCCAGUACCUGGCGCAUGUGGCAUCCUCACCAAAGGGCAGGAAGGAGCCCGGAGUCCCUGCCUCUGCCAGCGCCAUGUCUUAUGUGAGUAGCAGGGCUCCCUGUGGUCUCAACCCCACUGCCCCGCACGCCAUCCUGCUGGGUGACCCCAGCGCAGUGCUGCCGAGGGGUGCAGUCCUACUGUGCACACCGCUGCCGCCUGAGCCGGGAACCCUCACGCAUGGCCCUUUCCGGUGCCAAGCCUCGAACCCCUCACUUUGCACGUGUUCUUUACUCCCACGACGCCACCUACACCUGCUGGAGAAGUCGCGCGCCAUCCGCCAGGCCAAGGACGAGUGCAGCUUUCACAUCUUCUACCAGCUGCUGGGGGGCGCGGGAGAGCAGCUCAAAGCCGACCUCCUCCUGGAGCCCUCCUCCCACUACCGCUUCCUGACCAACGGGCCGUCGUCCACCCCCAGCCAGGAGCGGGAGCUGUUCCAGGAGACGCUGGAGGCCCUGCGGGUGCUGGGCUUCGCCCCGGAGGAGAUCACCUCCAUGCUGCGGAUGGUGUCCGCCGUGCUGCAGUUCGGCAACGUCGUCCUCAAGAAAAGAAGAAAUACAGCCAAGGCCACUUCCGGUGCUAACCGGAUGUGUUGCUUCUCACCCACAGCUGCACAGAAGCUCUGCCGCCUCCUGGGGCUGGGCGUGACCGACUUCUCCCGAGCCCUGCUCACGCCCCGCAUCAAGGUUGGCCGAGAUUACGUCCAGAAAGCCCAGACCAAGGAGCAGGCCGACUUCGCGCUCGAGGCUCUGGCCAAGGCCACCUACGAGCGCCUCUUCCGCUGGCUGGUCCUGCGCCUCAACCGCGCCCUGGACCGCAGCCCGCGGCAGGGCGCAUCCUUCCUGGGCAUCCUGGACAUCGCCAACCCGCCCGGUCUUCUGGCCCUGCUGGAUGAGGAGUGCUGGUUCCCCAAGGCCACCGACAAAUCGUUCGUGGAGAAGGUGGCCCAGGAGCAGGGCGGCCACCCCAAGUUCCAGCGCCCCAGGCAACUGCGGGACCAGGCUGACUUCAGCGUCCUGCACUACGCGGGCAAGGUCGACUACAAGGCCAACGAGUGGCUGAUGAAGAACAUGGACCCGCUGAAUGACAACGUGGCAGCCCUGCUCCACCAGAGCACAGACCGGAUGACCGCCGAGAUCUGGAAGGACGAGCACGGGGACCUCCCACAGGCCUCUUUCCUGGGCUCCUUCCCUCUGCUGUCCCCCGGAUCUGCAGGGAGGUGCUGUUCCGCCUCUUCUCCACCAGGGGUGGAGAGCAUCGUGGGGCUGGAGCAGGUGAGCAGCCUCGGGGAUGGCCCGCUGGGUGGCCGCCCGCGCCGCGGGAUGUUCCGGACGGUGGGGCAGCUCUACAAGGAGUCCCUGAGCCGCCUGAUGGCCACACUCAGCAACACCAACCCCAGCUUCGUCCGCUGCAUCGUCCCCAACCACGAGAAGCGGGCCGGGAAGCUGGAGCCUCGGCUGGUGCUGGACCAGCUGCGCUGCAACGGUGUCCUCGAGGGCAUCCGCAUCUGCCGCCAGGGCUUCCCCAACCGCAUCCUCUUCCAGGAGUUCCGGCAGCGGUACGAGAUCCUGACACCCAACGCCAUCCCCAAGGGCUUCAUGGACGGGAAGCAGGCCUGCGAGAAGAUGAUCCAGGCUCUGGAGUUGGACCCCAACCUGUACCGCGUGGGCCAGAGCAAGAUCUUCUUCCGGGCGGGGGUCCUGGCCCAGCUGGAGGAAGAGCGGGACCUGAAGGUCACGGACAUUAUCGUGUCCUUCCAAGCAGCUGCCCGGGGAUACCUAGCACGCAGGGCCUUCCAGAGGCGCCAGCAGCAGCAGAGCGCGCUGAGGGUGAUGCAGAGGAACUGCGCGGCCUACCUCAAGCUGCGGCACUGGCAGUGGUGGCGGCUCUUCACCAAGGUGAAGCCGCUGCUCCAGGUGACAAGGCAGGAUGAGGUGCUGCAGGCGCGCGCCCAGGAGCUGCAGAAGGUGCAGGAGCUGCAGCAACAAGGAGCCAGGGCAGAGACCCUCCGACCGAGGACAGCCAACCCGAGCGUCGCCCGCUGACCUUGCCCUCCGGCCGCCCUGCAGCUGGAGGAGGAGCGCGCCCGCUUGGCCGAGCAGUUGCGUGCAGAGGCCGAGCUGUGUGCGGAGGCUGAGGAGACUCGCGGACGGCUAGCAAGCCGCAAGCAGGAGCUGGAGCUGGUGGUGACCGAGAUGGAGGCCCGCAUGGGCGAAGAGGAGGAGAGCAGCCGCCAGCUGCAGGCCGAGAAGAGGCGGCUGCAGCUGCACAUCCAGGAGCUGGAGACCCACCUGGAGGCCGAGGAGGGGGCGCGGCAGAAACUCCAGAUGGAGCAGGUGACAACUGAGGCAAAGCUGAAGAAGUUCGAGGAGGACCUGCUGCUCCUGGAGGACCGGAACGCCAGGCUGGGCAAGGAGCGGCGGCUGUUGGAGGAGCGCCUGGCCGAGUUCUCCUCCCAGGCGGCGGAGGAGGAGGAGAAGAUCAAGAGCCUCAGCAAGCUGCGGCUCAAAUACGAAGCCACCAUCGCGGACAUGGAGGGUGAGCGGCACCCAGGCAGCUCCGAGCUGCAGGAGCAGAUGGCCGAGCAGCAGCAGCGCGCCGAGGAGCUGCGCGCGCAGCUGGGCCGCAAGGAGGAGGAGCUGCAGAUGGCGCUGGCCAGGGCGGAGGAGGAGGGCGGAGCCCGGGCCCAGCUGCUCAAGUCCCUUCGCGAGGCGCAGGCUGUGGGACUCAGGCAUCACCCCCGAGAACCUUGGAGGAGGAGGCAGAUUCUGGCAGAGACAGGUUCUGUCCAGCGCAGCAGGACCAAGAGAGAACAGGAGGUGACAGAGCUGAAGAAGACACUGGAGGAGGAGACCCGGGUUCACGAGGUGGCAGUGCAGGAGCUGAGGCAACGGCACGGACAGGCGCUGGGGGAGCUGACAGAGCAGCUGGAGCAAGCGCGACGGGGCAAAGGUGCGUGGGAGAAGAUGAGGCUGGCUCUGGAGGCCGAGGUAUCGGAGCUGAGGGCGGAGCUGAGCAGCCUGCAGACCUCGCGCCAGGAAGGCGAGCAGAGGCGGCGGCGUCUGGAGUCGCAGCUGCAGGAGGCUGAGGCCACGGGGCUGCGCGAGCAGAUAGAAGAGGAAGCGGCCGCCAGGGAGCGCGCGGGCCGGGAGCUCCAGACUGCCCAGGUCCAGGUGUGCGCCCACACCUUCCCGGGUCCCCACACAGGGACCCACUCAUUCCCCACCCUGUCCGGCCCGGAGAGCUGCCCUGGACCUCCCUGCCCACAGAGGUCCACGGCGCCCCAGUGCCCCUGGGCUAAGCCUCGGCUGGAGCGGGGCCGCCACCGGCUGCAGCAGGAGCUGGACGACACCACCGUGGACCUGGAGCAGCAGCGGCAGCUCGUGAGCUCACUGGAGAAGAAGCAGCGCAAGUUCGACCAGCUUCUGGCUGAGGAGAAGGCAGCUGUGCUCCGUGCAGUAGAGGAACGUGAGCGGGUGGAAGCCGAGGGCCGGGAGCGCGAGGCUCGGGCCCUGUCCCUGACACGGGCCCUGGAAGAAGAACAGGAGGCCCGGCUCGAGCUGGAGCGCCAGAACCGGGCACUGCGGGCCGAGAUGGAGGCGCUGCUGAGCAGCAAGGACGACGUCGGCAAGAGCGUGCACGAGCUGGAACGCGCCCGCAGAGUGGCUGAGCAGGCAGCCAGCGACCUGCGAGCACAGGUGACCGAGCUGGAGGACGAGCUGACAGCGGCUGAGGACGCCAAGCUGCGCCUGGAGGUGACCGUGCAGGCUCUGAAGGCGCAGCACGAGCGAGACCUGCAGGGCCGCGACGAGGCCGGUGAGGAGAGGCGGAGGCAGCUGGCCAAGCAGCUGAGGGACGCGGAGGUGGAGCGGGACGAGGAGCGGAAGCAGCGCGCCCUGGCCGUGGCCGCCCGCAAGAAGCUGGAGGCGGAGCUGGAGGAGCUGAAGGCGCAGACUGCGGCCGCUGGGCAGGGCAAGGAGGAGGCGGUGAAGCAGCUGCGCAAGAUGCAGGUGAGGCGGAGCUGGUCGGUUCUAUGGAAGGAGAUAGAGCAGACUGGAGAGAGCGUGCGACCUGAGUCCCCCUGGCUUCCCUCACCUUGGGGACCUCCCGCCGCUGUGCCACAGGAACUGGCAGCCUCAGACCGUGGGCGGCGACAGGCACAGCAAGACCGGGAUGAGAUGGCCGACGAGUUAGCCAAUGGCAGCCUUAGCAAGGCGGCCCUGCAGGAGGAGAAGCGGCAGCUGGAGGGGCGCCUGGGGCAGCUGGAGGAGGAGCUGGAGGAGGAGCAGAGCAACGCUGAGCUGCUCAAUGACCGCUACCGCAAGCUGCUGCUGCAGGUGGAGACCCUGACCACAGAGCUGUGUGCUGAGCGCAGUUUCUCAGCUAAGGCCGAGAGCGGUCGGCAGCAGCUGGAGCGGCAGAUCCAGGAGCUCCGGGGGCACCUGGGUGAGGAGGAUGCUGGGGCCCGGGCCCGCCAGAAGAUGACAAUCGCCACCCUUGAGUCUAAGCUGGCCCAGGCUGAGGAGCAGCUGGAGCAAGAGGCCAGGGAGCGCAUCCUCUCUGGCAAGCUGGUGCGCAGAGCCGAGAAGCGGCUGAAGGAGGUGGUUCUGCAGGUGGAGGAGGAGCGGAGGGUGGCCGACCAGCUCCGGGACCAGCUGGAGAAAGGCAACCUCCGGGCGAAGCAGCUGAAGCGGCAGCUGGAG